This is a messenger RNA of Cylindrotheca closterium, 417 nucleotides long. Lineage: Eukaryota; Bacillariophyta; Bacillariophyceae; Bacillariales; Bacillariaceae. The record is from the annotation of a GenBank genome assembly.
AUGAAGUACUACGUAUCAGUUACUGGACUCACACUCAAGACAAACCUUUCCUAUCCGAGGUUCAUGUAUCAUGCUGUCCCGUCAUUUACUCAAGCACGAAAGGCAGAGGGGAAUGUGUUUGCCGAGACCAGGUCAAUAAAGGGGUGUCACCAUACGUUGACAGUAUGGGAAGACAAAAAGAGCAUGAGAAAGUAUAUGUAUUCUGGAGCUCACAUCCAAGCAAUGAAAGUUACCAAGGAAAUCGCGGACCUCAGUAACACAAAGACGUAUGGUUAUGAAUCGGAUCAUGUGCCGACAUGGCAAGAGGCAAUUGAACAAUGGGGCAAACAUGCUACUCUCUAUGGCAAGAGCACUGCAAAUACAGAUGAAAACAAAGGAGCAGGGACGCCGCAAGAGACAGCAGCAACAGUUCAUUGA